GAUAAUGUGGAUUGUGGGGAUUCAAAAUGGCCAUGUAAACAUUAGCUGACUAGCUGUGAUAAAUGUGAUGGUCACAAGUGUUAACUGAAGUGACGUCAUUAAACAAAUUUAUGGAAAAAUGGGUUUCAGCUAAAGGCUUUAAUUUUUGCAGUCCGUUUUUUGAAAGAUUUUGAAUUUUUAUUUUCUCUGUGAUUUAUGACAUACUAGUUCCAUAUUUCAUUUUAGGUUAUUUUUUAUUUUUCUGCCGUUUUAAAUAUCUCAUAUGAAACUACGUUUGAUCUUGCGAUCUGUUUUAUUCGGAAUUCCUGUUGGAAUUACACUUUUCGACUCGGUGGGUUAUGUUGCAAGAGUCGAAGGAAUUUCGAUGCAGCCUUCAUUAAACCCUAAUUGUGAUGAAGUGGACUAUGUUUUCCUCAAUAGGUGGGCAGUUAGAACCUAUAAUAUUGGCAGAGGCGAAAUUAUUUCACUAAUUUCGCCCAAGGAUCCAGAUCAGAAGAUAAUUAAAAGGGUUGUUGGUAUUGAAGGUGACGUGAUUAAGACGUUAGGGUAUAAGAAACCUUACGUUACGAUCCCCGAAGGACAUUGUUGGGUAGAGGGUGAUCAUACAGGUCAUUCUUUGGAUUCAAAUUCCUUUGGUCCCAUAUCAGUAGGUUUAGUAACAGCGAAGGCAUCUCACAUAGUCUGGCCACCACAUCGUUGGCAGAAUCUGAAGCAUGACAUUCCUGAGGGACGAAAGCCACUAGGACUGAAGUAAUACGCUUUCAAACAAUAAUUUUGUGCGGCCACUAGCGUCAGUUACAGUAGA
Messenger RNA from Schistocerca piceifrons (Central American locust), 805 nucleotides. Its product is annotated as mitochondrial inner membrane protease subunit 2. The record is from RefSeq and is a predicted model, not a curated record. The transcript has a single exon. NCBI's taxonomy places the organism in Eukaryota, Metazoa, Arthropoda, Insecta, Orthoptera, Acrididae. Gene Ontology annotation, biological process: mitochondrial respiratory chain complex assembly. Gene Ontology annotation, molecular function: serine-type endopeptidase activity. Bases 263 to 754 code for a protein of 163 amino acids. Gene Ontology annotation, cellular component: membrane; mitochondrial inner membrane peptidase complex.